This is a messenger RNA of Periophthalmus magnuspinnatus, 1405 nucleotides long. Its product is annotated as doublesex- and mab-3-related transcription factor A1-like. NCBI's taxonomy places the organism in Eukaryota, Metazoa, Chordata, Actinopteri, Gobiiformes, Gobiidae. Gene Ontology annotation, cellular component: nucleus. Gene Ontology annotation, biological process: sex differentiation; regulation of transcription by RNA polymerase II. Gene Ontology annotation, molecular function: RNA polymerase II cis-regulatory region sequence-specific DNA binding; protein binding; DNA-binding transcription factor activity, RNA polymerase II-specific. The record is from RefSeq and is a predicted model, not a curated record. Bases 155 to 1381 code for a protein of 408 amino acids. The transcript is spliced from 2 exons.
UUCAUCUCGGUGCAAAUAAACAUGAUAGGGCUUUAGCUGAGAAGGAAGAGGCGGGACCUGGGUGUUGAGUUUCAGACCCGGCCACCUGGAAAGUUGCAUUUAAGGAGCAGCUCUAAGAAGCCAGUGUCACUAGAGCCAACCUCCACUCAGAGCUAUGGAAAGCAGGAUUCGACCACUCAGCCUAUCCCCGCACGGCACCUCUCCUCUGGGUAGCCUCUCAAUGCCCUCCUCUCUACUCCGACCUCCUCCUCUCUUUCUCCGGGCCUGUAACCCCACUUUGGAAAGGGGUUACCCGCGUACACCCAAGUGCGCCCGGUGUAGGAACCAUGGCGUAGUUUCGGCUCUCAAAGGCCAUAAGCGUUUUUGUCGCUGGAGGGAUUGCGUGUGCGCCAAGUGUACCCUGAUUGCGGAGAGGCAGAGGGUGAUGGCUGCGCAGGUUGCACUACGAAGACAGCAAGCCCAAGAGGAGAACGAGGCCCGCGAGCUGAGAAUGAUGUAUCCAGGAGGGGCAGGGAUUGUUGGGGAGAGUGGGGUACCUCAGGGCUCCGCAGUGGGGCCGUCUACACCUUCACCAGCUGCUCAAACUCCUCCUGGAUUUGAAGUUUUUGCCACAGAAAACCAAAACGAAGAUGCCAAGCUGAACACGUUUCCCCUUUAUAGUGGAUUCAUGGGCCACCCUAUGUUUGCACCUCACUCCUCUGGACUCCCAUCUACCCAUGAUAAAGAGUUAUCACCAAACCAGGACCACUGUGCCUCUCUCAGCGACGACAGCCCAAGCCCACCCCCACGGUAUGACCAGCGCUCGGAGCACUCGGACAGUCCUCGGCGGUCUUCAUCUUCAGAUCUGGAGUCUGGAAACGAGUCUGACAAACCGACUGCUGAGCGGGACCCCACAGACAUCAUGGCCAAAAUCUUCCCUCACCAGAAGCGCGACACUUUGGAGACGACAGUGCGGACUUGCAAGGGGGACAUUGUCAAAUCAAUAGAACUCAUCCUGAGCGCUAAAGAGAACAAAAUCAACCCAGAUCUAGGAGCAGUGAGACCUCCUGCAGGGCUGCCUGGAGCUCUCAAUGCCGUGGGCAAUAAAUCGGCCUUCUCUUCAGUGCACAUGCCCCCCACUCCCGCAGGGGGCGACACCGUGUACAGCCUAGGUCCUCGCCUCAGCAUGGGCCCCCUCAGGCUAGCUUACUCCAGCCCUAAUGCGACAGGUGUAGCAGGUUUUAUGUCUCCGUAUGUGACGUCCGGACUUAUGCCGGUGUUUCCCCUGCGCCCUCCACUGGACUCGUACCCAUUCCCAAACAUGAUCCGAGACCUGUCCUAUCUCCAAAGUAAAGAGUCACUAUGCAAUGCUGGUCUAUACACAAGACUAAAUGAUAAGUAAAUACCACUAUAUUAUAUACAUUUC